AUGUUCGAGACGAAAGAAGAAUCACAAAACUAUCCUCUCAAAAAGCGCCGAAGUAGUUUACUAGGAAUGAUGAUUCCAUCCAUGUUGCUCGGACAAGGAGCAACAGCAUCAUUUUCCUCUCACUCUGAUUUAUUAUCAACAACAACAACAACAACAACAACUCCUUCUCAUCAAUUACAUGUUCCUUCUUCUUCUUCUUCAUUGAAUGUCAAUGUGUGCGUAUGUGGUACAAACAACACUGGAAAGAAAAGUUUGAUUUCCUAUAUGGUGAAUGGCUAUCACAAUCCUUCAUCAUUGGCGCCAAGAAGUCUCUACGACAAUGACAACAGUGCUGCUGAGGAUGAAGAGAGCGUUGAAUCUUGGUGCGAUCAUGACAUCUCGGCCCAUCACUCUAGGGUGAAUUCUUCUAUUGUAGGGGGGUCAGCUGAGAAGAAUUCAAGUUCCUCUUUGAAUCACCCUUUUCAUGCACGAACAAUUUCAAAAGGAGAUUUGUUGGAUGUUUCUUGUCCUGAUUAUGUCAAGGAGUUGGAUGUUAGUGGUUCGGAAAAGUUAAAAUUGAACUUUUUCAUUUUCUCUCAUUCGGAUACAGAGGUGAGAAGUAGAAGUGUCUUUGAGAAUGAUGUAUCUUUUAAGAACAUUAUUAAGAUUGCACAUGUGAUUAUCUAUGUCUAUGAUGUCACAAACAUGACCUCAUUUGAAUCUGUCAAAUAUUAUUAUGAGCAAAUAUUGAAUCUAAUGAGCUCAAACGAUGAUGAUGAUUACAGCGAACAUAUGGAGAACUUUCGGUUGUCAUGCUCUCCACAUAGUCCAUCUCUUUUUGGUCCAAUACUUCAAAGGAAUAAUGUAAUCAUGAAGCCAUCCAUGGCGAUUGGAGUGAAAACAGACCUUGAAGAGGAGAGAGUAGUCACUGAAAGUAAUAUCGUGUCACAUCAAAGAAUGAUGAAUGGUGUCUCAUUCCAUGAAUGUUCAUGUUUGACAGGAGAAAAUGUACUCUCAUGUCUUGAGGAUUUGAAAUUACUAUCAAAACCAAGCUCUCUCUUGUCUAAACCAUCAAGUGGCUCAGAAAAUGGAAGAAAUUCUCGGCGAUCCAGCAUUACUAUUUCUUCUUCAUCAUCGAGGCAAAGCAUGAGUUGCAGUAGCUCUCCAAAUCUUGAUACUGGCAACAAGAGAGCAAGUAGAAUUUUCGAUUCUGUGAAAAAAGUGAGUGAUUUAUUUAGAGCUCGGUCGAAUUCAACAUCAAGUACUCACUCAACAGCAAGAAAAAUUCCAACUUCAAGCCCAGCCUCCUCCAGCGCACCAACAAUUAACGAUAAGAGAAGAAGUCAAAGUAUUGGUGUCAUUAUUUCUCAACAUGAAAAGAACACAGGAUUUGUCAUCAAACCAGAAAUUACCAACACAGAGGAGUUGCAAAUAAGCGUUCCCACUCAAACACAGCAGCUUUCUAAUGAUGGAGAAUCUAAACAAGAGGUGCGAAAGAGACCAACAAGUUACUCGUGGAAGAACAUUUUCAAAAAGAAAUACUAG
Molecule: messenger RNA, 1524 nt
Organism: Naegleria fowleri
Lineage: Eukaryota; Heterolobosea; Eutetramitea; Acrasida; Naegleriidae
Exons: 1
Coding region: 1-1524 (507 amino acids)
Molecular function (GO): GTP binding; GTPase activity
Source: RefSeq, a predicted model, not a curated record